AUGGCUGGUGUUAAACGUACACGUCCGGAUGAUAUUCCAACAAGUCAAUCUCAAACAACAUUGAAUGAAACAUCACCAAAAACUGAACCAGCAUCACCAUUUGUUAGUACGAUUGAAGAAGAAUAUACAUGUCCAAUCUGCUUUGAAUUAAUCAGUGAAGCAUAUGUCUCUCGAUGUGGACAUAGUUUCUGUAAUAAAUGUCUUCAACGAACAGUUGAAUCUCAUCGUCGUUGUCCAAAAUGUCAAUUAAGUCUUCAACCAGCCGAUAUUUUUCCUAAUUAUACAUUGAAUGCAAUAAUUGAGAAAUAUCGUCAACAACGUCCAUUACCUCAAACAUUCGCUAAAUAUGGUAGUAUUGUUGAUCAUAUUUCUGAUAUGGUGACUAAUAUUCAUACAUUAAAUGGCCCAGAUCUUGAUCGUCUUAUCUCAGUUAUUCGUCAACAUAAAGAUAAACUUGAUUCAAAUAAUGAAUAUAUUCAUAAUCGUUUACUGGAAAUAUUUCUAACACAUGUUCAUCAUGAACGAAGUGGAGCAAUUGAAUCUUUAUCAAAAGAAUUAAAUAUUGUUGAUCAAGAUUUAAAACAAAUGAAUAAAAGACAAAAAUGUUCAUCAUCAAAUGUAAAUAAUCCAAUAAAUACAAAUUCAAAACAAACUAUAGAUGACAAUGCAUUAUUAUCAUCAUCAUCUGAUUCAACAAGUAAUAUUAAAGAAGAUUUAUCAUCAUCAAAUGAUACUACAAUUGUUAAUGAUACUGUUCCAAACUGGGUACAAUCAGGAGGACAAGAUCUUCGAGCAACACCUGAUAUGAAAACAGAUAAACAAGAAUUAGCACCAACAACAACGAACGCACCAACCACAACUACUACUACAUCGAGAAUUGUAUCUACUGGUGCUGUUGUCCCAGAAGAAACUAAUCAAUAUGAUGAUAUCGAAAAUCGAACAAAGAUAAUGAUGCGUUUUAUGGACGAUUUGACAAAUAUUUAUUUUUCAACAAGAAAUUCUCUAAGAUUAACAGUUGAAAAUGAUGGAUCAUGUAAUGGUGAUAGUGGUUUAGGUACAUUUCGUGAUAGUCUUGCAGCAGUAACAAAAUAUUCUCGAUGUAAACCAAUUGCAACAGUUAAUUUUGUUGGAGAAAAUUUUGCUCAAGCUAGUAUUGUCUCAAGUAUUGAAUUUGAUCGUGAUUAUGAACAUUUUGCUGUUGCUGGUGUUUCAAAAAAAAUUAAACUCUAUGAAUAUCAAUCUGUAUUAGAUAAUUCAGUUGAAUUACAUUAUCCAUCAAAAGAAGUUGCAUGUACAGCUAAAUUAAGUUGUAUUAGUUGGAAUCCAUAUUUAAGAAAUUAUUUGGCAUCGAGUGAUUAUGAUGGAUUUGUUACUAUUUGGGAUAUGGCAACUGCACAAAAAGUUCGAACAUUUCAAGAACAUGAAAAACGUGCAUGGAGUGUUGAUUUUUGUUCGUCUGAUCCUAAACUACUUGCAUCAUGUUCGGAUGAUUGUCGAGUCAAAAUUUGGUCAAUGCAUAAUGAAUAUUCAGUGACAACAAUUGAUGCUAAAUCAAAUGUUUGUUGUGUUAAAUUUAAACCCGAUUCUCCACAUAAUAUUGUCUUUGGUACAGCUGAUCAUAAUUUAUAUUAUUUUGAUUUACGUAAUACACGUGAACCAUGUAAUCUGUUAAAAGGACAUAAAAAAGCUGUAUCAUAUGCUCGAUUUUUGUCGAAUAAUGAAAUUGUAUCAGCAUCAACAGAUAGUCAACUUCGAUUAUGGCGUGUUACAGAAGGACAAUGUUUAAGAACAUAUCGUGGACAUGUUAAUGAAAAGAAUUUUGUUGGUUUAGCCGUUUCAUCAGGUUAUAUUGUCUGUGGUAGUGAAACAAAUACAGUACAUUUAUAUCAACGUGAAAUCUCUCGACCUUUACUCAGUUAUAAAUUUGAUGAUCAAAAUAGUGGACCAAGUAAAACAGUCACAGCUGCAACGGAACGUCCAAAAAAAGAAGAAAGUGGUUCAGAAUUUGUUAGUGCUAUGUGUUGGAGUAAUCGAGAAAAUAUCUUAUUGGCAGCCAAUAGUCAAGGUGUUGUUAAAGUAUUGGAAUUGGUCUAA
Messenger RNA from Adineta steineri, 2094 nucleotides. The record is from the annotation of a GenBank genome assembly. NCBI's taxonomy places the organism in Eukaryota, Metazoa, Rotifera, Eurotatoria, Adinetida, Adinetidae.